AGACGUAAUGAGGGAGGAGCUGGAGUCUAACCUGCUAUGUGACAUGUUGUGUGAUGUCAUCCAUCGCCACACCAGCAGCCACUUCGGUGCCUAUGUGGACUACAUCCGUAACAUGCCUUACCAGGAACAGACCAUGCACAACCUGGGGAGGGAGAACCCCCAGAUCAUGGAAAUAUUACGGGAGCUACAAGACGACCAACGCUGUUAUCGUCUGCCCCUGAAGUCCUUCCUGGUCCUUCCCUUUCAGAGGAUCACACGACUCAAGAUCCUCAUAGAGAACAUUUUGAAGAGUACAGAGCGGGGGUCAGAGAGGCAGGUGUCUGCAGAGAAAGCACUGAGAGCACUCAUAAAGGUAGUUGAGGCCUGCAAUAGGGAGGUGGGGAGGAUGAAGAUGAUGGAAGAAAUCGUUCACAUCGCCAACAAAACUGAGUUUGAAUGCAAGGCCCUGCCCCUGGUGUCUUCCUCUCGAUGGCUCGUCAGACAGGGGCAACUAGCUCAGCUGUCAGAGAAAGAAAACAUCUUUGGUCACCGGAAGCUCUGUCACAUCUACCUUUUCCUCUUCAAUGACCUACUGCUGGUGACCACUAGGAAAGGCAUGGAUCGGUUUGUGGUGCGGGAUCAUGUCCACCGUUCCCUGAUAGAGGUGAGUGAAGGACUGGAGGAGAAGGAGGAUUUGGUGUGUGCUUCAUGGGAGAGGAUGUUCUGCCUCGCUCUGCUGAAGAACCAGAGGGGAACCACAUCUCAGUUCCUGCUGCAGGCCUCCACACAUGCAGAGAAGAUAACCUGGAUGGAGCUGUUGAGUCAUCGAGUGGACGGGAUGGAAGGAAUCUAUGAAGAAUGGGACUGUCCUCAGGUACGAUGCACUGAGGUCUACGUAGCACAGCAGCCAGGGGAACUGAGUGUACAGCUGGGUGAUACCAUCAACGUCAUACAGAAAACUGCUGACGGUUUCCUAGAGGGCAGGAGACUUGUGGACGGUGAGCGGGGCUGGUUCCCGGAUUACUGUGCGGUGCAGGUCACCAAUGAGUACGUCCAGAGAAAACACCUCAGGCAGCGCUACCAUGUUUUACAGACUGCCAACCGCAUCCUGAACAGACGGCACACUGUUCCCCAGGCAACUGCCUGCUUCAGAUAGACAGGUCUUUCUGAACGAGGUCUGCAUCUCAAAUGGCACCCUAUCUAUCCCGUAUAUCAGGGCGUUCACAAUAAUUAGACGGUUGACAAACUGAAUUAGGUUCGUUUCAAAUGGGGUUGGAGUGAAAACCUACAGGAUGGUAGCUCUCCAGGAACAGGGUUGGAGAGCCCUGGUGUAAACCUACAGGAGGAUAGCUCUCCAGGAACAGGGUUGGAGAGCCCUGGUGUAAACCUACAGGAGGAUAGCUCUCCAGGAACAGGGUUGGAGAGCCCUGGUGUAAACCUACAGGAGGGUAGAUCUCCAGGAACAGGGUUUGAGAGCCCUGGUGUAAACCUACAGGAGGAUAGCUCUCCAGGAACAGGGUUAGAAAAGCCCUGGUGUAAACCUACAGCAGGGUAGCUCUCCAGGAACAGGGUUAGAAAAGCCCUGGUGUAAACCUACAGGAGGGUGGCUCUCCAGGAACAGGGUUGGAGAACCCUGCAUGAUGCACUUCUUCUGAUCAGGGCCAAUAGGGCUCUGGUCAAAAGUAGUGCACUAUAUAGGGAAAAGGUUGCCAUUUGGGAUGCAGAGGAGAUAUAACCAGUCACACUCUUGAUGUAUUUCAGUCAGUUGAUAAUGUUCAGCUUUUAAUUUACUCUGAACCUAAGUGUUUAUUCUUACUAUGUUUCUUAUUCUGUUUAUACAAAUUUUAUUUCAUUGAACUGACAUAUGACAGAAUAUCAUUAUAACUUACUGCAAUUUAAUUCUUUAUGAAAAUAAA
Messenger RNA from Oncorhynchus nerka (sockeye salmon), 1895 nucleotides. RefSeq names its product ephexin-1-like. Gene Ontology annotation, molecular function: protein binding; guanyl-nucleotide exchange factor activity. The transcript is spliced from 9 exons. The record is from RefSeq and is a predicted model, not a curated record. Gene Ontology annotation, biological process: activation of GTPase activity. NCBI's taxonomy places the organism in Eukaryota, Metazoa, Chordata, Actinopteri, Salmoniformes, Salmonidae. The coding region runs from base 8 to 1135 and encodes 375 amino acids. Gene Ontology annotation, cellular component: cytoplasm; nucleus.